Messenger RNA from Trichomonas vaginalis G3, 504 nucleotides. RefSeq names its product G-quadruplex RNA binding. Gene Ontology annotation, cellular component: Ino80 complex; MLL1 complex; NSL complex. Gene Ontology annotation, molecular function: G-quadruplex RNA binding; protein binding. The coding region runs from base 1 to 504 and encodes 167 amino acids. The record is from RefSeq and is a predicted model, not a curated record. The transcript has a single exon. NCBI's taxonomy places the organism in Eukaryota, Parabasalia, Trichomonadida, Trichomonadidae. Gene Ontology annotation, biological process: positive regulation of transcription by RNA polymerase II.
AUGGAAGAUGUUCGUAAAAACAUCUUAGCAAUGCCAUUAUCAGAAUUUCCCGGAAACCAGGAGAAUUUAACAGAAAGAAUCAAUAAGAUAUUAGACAAUAUAGCGAAUAGUAAAGACAAAAGUACAGAAAAAUUCGGAAUUCAACAAAUUUUAGAAAAUUCAAAAACAAAUUUCGAAAAAAAUACACUUGCCAUACUAAUUGGACAAGAUAGGAACUAUCCAAUCAAUAAAACAACUACAAUCAUUGGUAGAAAGUCUCCAAAAACAAAUUGUGACAUUGAUAUUUCAAGUAAUCAUGAAAUUUCAUCAAAAGUAUCACGAAACCAUUGCAAACUUACUUUGUCUACUGAUUUCGAGUUCUACAUUCAUGUAGAAGGAAGUUUCAUCCUUGUAAACGGAAUAUUAAUCAAAAAAGAUGAAAUCGUGCAUUUGAAAGAUUACGAUGUACUUGAGAUCGGUUCUCGGCUCUUUAUCUUUUACAAAAAUCCCGAAAUUUGUGGAUAA